Molecule: messenger RNA, 2352 nt
Organism: Medicago truncatula (barrel medic)
Lineage: Eukaryota; Viridiplantae; Streptophyta; Magnoliopsida; Fabales; Fabaceae
Product: YTH domain-containing protein ECT4
Exons: 9
Coding region: 130-2109 (659 amino acids)
Biological process (GO): mRNA destabilization
Cellular component (GO): cytoplasm
Molecular function (GO): mRNA binding
Source: RefSeq, a predicted model, not a curated record
UUAAUGUCGGUAUAUAAAGAAACACAGUCACACCUAAAAUCCCUCUCUAUAUUCUUCCUUCACUCACUGCAUCUCUAAAACCCAAACUUCACGUUCUUGGCGGCGACACUUCACUUCACUCGAUCUAUCAUGCCUUCUGUUGCUCCUUCCUCUGAACAAGCUGCAAGUUUACUGCAGAAUUUGUCUCUGGAUUCGCAGCCCAAGACUAUAGUUGGAGAUGCCGAGCCAGUAAAGAAGAAUGGACCUGUUUUUGCGAAUGGUGCAGCUAAGGGGACGGGCAAGCCAUUCAAUCCAAAUCCUAGCUAUGUUCCAAAUGGAUACCCUUCUACAUAUUAUUAUGGAGGUUAUGAUGGGCAAGGAGAUUGGAGUGGUUAUUCCAAUUAUGUGAACCUCGAUGGAGGGAUGACUCAAGGUGUUUAUGGGGAUAACUGCUCUUAUAUGUAUCACCAAGGUUAUGGCUACACACCAUAUGGAGCAUAUGCUUCACCGAAUUCCUCCUCUCCUGUAGUUCAACAUGAUGGUCAGAUGUAUGGGCUGCAACAGUAUCAGUAUCCCUGUUCUUAUUACAACUCUCCAACUUCCGCUGAUGGAUCAUUUGCUCCGAACAAAACCAGUGUUCCACAACGAGAAAUGUCAACUGCUGUUAAUGCGGAUCGUAUUACUUCAAAUGUUAUGAAUAAAGGAAACUCUGUUAGCAUGGUCAAUGGUGAUUGUACAAAUCAAAAUGGGUUGAAGGCAUUUAUGAAAAGUUCCCAGCACACAUCUUUGAAUACAAAGGAUUCUUAUCAAGGGUCUAGCUUGCCAGCUUGUGCUCCAUUGUCAGGAUAUCAGGGUCCAAGGUUGAGUACUCAUGGUGCACAGUCAGCAAUCCCUACAGACGUGUCAUUGGUUUCAGAUAGACAGUCCAAACAUGGAGGAAAGGUUGGAUUAUCUUCCCAAGUGGCAAAUAUCAAAGACUUCUCAUCUCAAAGGAAUCAAAGACACUCUCAGUCACUUCCACAAUUCAUGAACUUGAAUGGUUCCAGACAUCCAUCUGGAAUGGAACUACUUCCUGGAUUCAUGAACGGGAUGUAUCCAAGCAACAAUUUGUUCAGUCAAUAUGGAAGCUCAUUCAGAGCUAAUUCUCGUUAUGGGUCUUCUGCAUACGGAUCUAGAACAGGUUCUUUUGAUAAUAAGUACAGAGCAACAGGUAAUGGCUAUGUUGCUAAUGAUUCCAGAAGAAAUGGAGAUGGUUUCAGUGAGCUAAAUAAGGGACCUAGAGCUGCCAAGAGUUCUGAUAAUAAAAGUGUCAAAAGUCCUGAACCGGUCACUUUAUUACUCAAAGGGCAGAACCUUCCAGUGAAGAGUGAUGACGAAGUAGUCCCUCUGGUUCUGAAUAAAGAACAAUACAAUGGAGAAGAUUUGUCUGAGAAUUAUUCCGACGCAAAAUUUUUCAUCAUCAAAUCCUAUAGCGAGGACGAUGUUCAUAAAAGCAUAAAAUAUAGUGUUUGGGCAAGCACUCCCAACGGCAACAAAAAGUUGGAUGCUGCAUAUCAGGAAGCUGGUGGCUGUCCUAUAUUUUUGUUAUUUUCGGUCAACACUAGCGGUCAAUUUGUUGGUUUAGCUGAGAUGACUGGUCCGGUUGAUUUUGAUAAAACUGUAGAGUAUUGGCAGCAGGAUAGGUGGACUGGUUGCUUUAAUGUGAAGUGGCAUAUCAUUAAGGAUAUUCCAAACGGUGUGUUAAGGCACAUAACACUAGAAAACAAUGAAAACAAACCUGUAACUAAUAGCAGGGAUACUCAGGAGGUUAAGUUUGAGAAGGGUGUUCAAAUUGUCAAAAUUUUCAAGGAGCAUGCAAGCAAAACAAGUAUAUUGGAUGAUUUUGGGUUUUAUGAGUCCCGCGAAAAGACCACUCAGGAAAGAAAAUUUAAGGAGCAGCAGUUACCAAAACAGGUCAACAAGGCCAGUGAUAUAACAUUUGGCUCAGUUACAUUACCCAAGUCUCUUGAUACAACCUUGAUGAAAGAAUCAGCUACUGCAGAUGCAGCACAGGGGAACGUGAAUUCAGAGGUCCUGUUAGAAAGGAAUGGAUCCACCCCAGCAUUUGAAGAUUCUUCUAAGAGCAGUUAAACUAGUAGUAGUGAUAGUUAUUUGCUGAUAUUUGUAUUGGUUUUGUUUCAUUUGUGCUUUGUUCUUUGUUUUCUGGCUCUCUUUGUUUUUUUCUCAGUGCUUUAGUCAUGGAAAGAGUUGUGUUGUUUUUGAGUCUUAAUUUUUGCUUAAUCAACCUUGGUAUGGAGUGGAGUUAACUCAUUUUAUUUUAUCCUCGUCUCCUUUAAUUUAAUAAUAUAAAACGUGGCUGUUUUUGUCCCUCAA